AUGCCCAGAUCGGACUUGACAGCGAUCCCCGAGCAGGACCGGGAAUCUGGAUCGACACCAGCAGCCGAUGGCUUCUCGACGAAUACCAAUAAUGGGACUCGCACGCAUACUCGUAACCGGUCCAGUGUGGAUGGCACCAAGUACAAGGACGGGCAAUGGUCGCCGGAGAACGAGAAGAUCGUGCUCGGUCCCUAUGAUUAUAUGCUCCAGCACCCGGGCAAGGACAUUCGCCGACAGCUCAUCAACGCCUUCAAUGUAUGGCUGAAUGUUCCUCCGGAGAGUCUGACGAUCAUCACCAAGGUGGUGGCCAUGCUGCACACUGCCUCUUUACUAAUUGACGAUGUCGAAGACAACUCAGUCCUCCGUCGCGGGAUCCCCGUGGCCCACAACAUCUACGGCACCGCGCAGACGAUCAACUCGGCCAACUACGUGUACUUCCUCGCGUUGCAGGAGGUGCAGAAACUGCACAACCCGGCCGCCAUCGACAUCUAUGUGCAGGAGCUGCUGAACCUGCACCGCGGCCAGGGCAUGGACCUGUUCUGGCGGGAGACGCUGACCUGCCCGACCGAGGAGGAGUACCUGGAGAUGGUCGGCAACAAGACGGGCGGGCUGUUCCGGCUGGCCGUGAAGCUGAUGCAGGCCGAGAGCGGUGCCGGCAAGGACUGCGUGAGCUUGGUCAACGUCAUGGGUCUGGUCUUUCAGAUCUGCGACGAUUACCUGAACCUGUCCAGCGGCACCUACACCAAGAACAAGGGCCUCUGCGAGGACCUCACGGAGGGCAAGUUCUCGUUCCCGAUCAUCCACAGCAUCCGCGCCAGACCCGGGGACCACCAGCUGCUCAGCAUCCUCAAGCAGAAGACCACCGACGAGGAGGUCAAGCGCUACGCGGUGACGUACAUGGAGCAGACCGGCAGUUUUGCGCACACGCGGGACGUCGUCCGCGAACUGCGGGAUAAGGCAUUGGCGCUCAUCACGGAGAUCGACGGCAACGGGGCCUGCGACGAUGGCGCGAUGGUUCGUGCGAUUCUCAACAAGAUCACAGAAUCCACGCUAGGGAAGCCUCAAGAGUAG
Molecule: messenger RNA, 1071 nt
Organism: Aspergillus japonicus CBS 114.51
Lineage: Eukaryota; Fungi; Ascomycota; Eurotiomycetes; Eurotiales; Aspergillaceae
Product: FPP/GGPP synthase family protein
Exons: 2
Coding region: 1-1071 (356 amino acids)
Biological process (GO): isoprenoid biosynthetic process
Molecular function (GO): prenyltransferase activity
Source: RefSeq, a predicted model, not a curated record